Molecule: messenger RNA, 1035 nt
Organism: Plasmodium fragile
Lineage: Eukaryota; Apicomplexa; Aconoidasida; Haemosporida; Plasmodiidae
Exons: 2
Coding region: 1-1035 (344 amino acids)
Source: RefSeq, a predicted model, not a curated record
AUGAAAGCAAUAAUAACUGGUUCCCUUUGUUUAAUGAAAUUUUCUUUGUGUUAUAUUCUAUUAUUGGCAUAUCACAGUUCGGCUAAGUUAACGUACCGAGACGUAUCUAACAUAUUGUACAGCAGGGACUCCACAUCUGAUUUAGGAAUACAGGAGGCAUACACCAACAGCUAUGAAUCUUUAGCAGCAAGUAGUGAGUCUUUAGCAGCAAGUAGUGAGUCUCUAUCAGGAAGUAAUUUAUCCCUGAAUGACUUAUAUGGGAGCGCAGAAUCGUUAGCAUGUGAAGGAGAGCCACAUGACAAGACAUUCUUUGGGGAUGUCCUGAGCGGUGGAAUAUCUGCGGAUGAUAUAUCAAAAGAAGAUUUAUUUCGUGUAGAACAAGGAUACGAAGAAAUUCUAAAUGAUGUCUUAAAAAAUAAAUUCCAAAAAAAAAUAUCUAUUAGCGGAAAUAGUUUAUUCCAGGAUGAUCAGUCAUGGAGAGGGGACUUCAGAAGGAACUACUCAGAAACUAGUCUGGACAGAGACAUGGAAAGUUUUAAAAAUGAAAAAUCUAGAGAGGGAUUGAAUAUAGAUUCGGAAGAACCUAGAAGAUCUACGCAUGGAGUUAAUGCUCCGCAGGGAGAGGAGAAAUAUGUGAACUUGCAAGAACAUCUGGAGGGACAAAGGAACCACCAAAGGAAUAACGUAAAUAUAAAAUUAAGCAGAAAUUACGGACAAGCAGAUAUGUAUAAUGUGAGGAAAAAUAGCUUUUUUACAAAAUCAAUAUACUAUUUGUCGUUUGGCCCAACUGUUACAGUGUUACUUAUAAUCCUUAUUCAACUCUCUAAUCCCUGGAUUGGUUGGCCACUUUUGGUGUGUAGCACUGUUCUGCUAUCAGCUUUGACAUACGCGAUGCGUUCAAAUAAAACACAAUGCGAACGUAUAUUUCGAAAAUGGAGAAAAAAGCUGAAUAAAGUAAAAAAAGGAGGUUGGACAAUACGUAGAUUUCUUAACAAGGUAGACAAAUUCUUGUUUGACGUUUUGGAUGGCUUUUAA